This is a messenger RNA of Salvia splendens (bonfire salvia), 2253 nucleotides long. RefSeq names its product glycosyltransferase BC10. The coding region runs from base 630 to 1811 and encodes 393 amino acids. The record is from RefSeq and is a predicted model, not a curated record. Gene Ontology annotation, molecular function: glycosyltransferase activity. NCBI's taxonomy places the organism in Eukaryota, Viridiplantae, Streptophyta, Magnoliopsida, Lamiales, Lamiaceae. Gene Ontology annotation, cellular component: membrane. The transcript is spliced from 12 exons.
UAAAAAUAGCCGGCUGAAUUCUGCAUUAUGUGCGUGGACGGAGCAUAAUCCAACUCACAUACAUACAUACAUAUAUAUUUAUGUAUAUAUGCACCAAUCUCUAAUCCUCCGAUUUAUGUAUAUUCAUCGUUGCACACAGAGUUUCUCGGAUUGCCCAAUUAUUCAACGUGCCCUAGAUCCACACACCCAAUACUGUAUACGUAUAUAUACAUACUAACAUACAUACUUACAUACAUCUCAACUCCUCCGAUCUUAUUUUCCGAGUUCCUCUUCAACUCAGUGGAAUUGGAGUGGAGAUGAAGAGGUUCAUUUAUUGCGGUUGCGGGGGAUUCGUUGCUUGAGUUUGCCCGUGCUUAUAAAUCCAUCCUUUUUCUAUGAUUGUUUGAUACCUGAGGAGCUUUGCGCGCGCGUGUCGGUGGGGAGUGGGAUUGCAUUGCUAAAUUUUUAAUGUUUCGGGAUUCUGGAUUUUGACUCAGAAUUAGCUUCAAUUUGAUAUCGAAUCCAUUGCUCUGCUGCCUGCUUUAGGCAGAUAGGCCAAGGUUACUCCUGCUAAUUUUGCACUUUGAGGGGAGAGGUGAAGGAAUACACAAGCUAUCUAUAGGAGUGGACCUGUGAUGCAUAAUUUCUAGAUGAAGUCGGCUCAGGCAUGGCGGCUAGGCAUGAAAGACAUGCAAAUAAUGCCUGUGCCUCGCCAGCGUGGUCCACUAAGAAAGCCAACAUGGAUUAUUGUGUUGGUGUCAUUAGUUAGCUUGUUCCUGGUCUGUGCAUAUGUCUAUCCACCUCAAAAUUCAGCAGCAUGCUAUGUUUUCUCAUCUCGUGGUUGUAAGGGAAUGCCUAAUUGGCUUCCACCUUCUCCUAUUAGAGAACUGACUGAUGAAGAAAUAGCCGCCCGUGUUGUAAUUAGAGAUAUUUUGAAUAUGCCUACUGCUAUACAAACAACUCCAAAAAUUGCUUUCCUAUAUCUCACACCAGGUGCAUUGCCAUUCGAGAAGCUGUGGGAUAAAUUCUUCCAGGGUCAUGAAGGUAGAUUCUCUGUUUACGUCCAUGCGUCCAAGGAUAAACCUGUGCAUUUUAGCCGUUACUUUAUCAACCGGGAAAUUCGUAGCAGCUCGGUAGGAUGGGGAAAAAUUUCAAUGGUUGAUGCAGAAAGGAGGCUUUUAGGACAUGCACUGAAAGAUCCUGGGAACCAACAUUUUGUACUGCUUUCUGACAGCUGCAUACCACUUCGUGAUUUUGAUUUUGUGUACAACUAUCUCAUGUACACAAAUGUGAGCUUUGUGGAUAGCUUUGAGGAUCCUGGCCCACAUGGAAGUGGUAGAUACAGUGAAAAUAUGUUACCUGAAGUUGAGAAGAGAGACUUCCGUAAGGGUGCUCAGUGGUUCACAAUGAAGCGGCAACAUGCUGUUAUAGUCAUGGCCGAUAAUCUGUACUAUUCGAAGUUCAGAGACUAUUGCAGGCCGGGCAUGGAAAAGGGACGCAACUGCUACUCUGAUGAGCACUAUUUGCCCACCUUUUUCUAUAUGUUUGAUCCAGUUGGGGUAGCCAACUGGUCAGUAACACACGUUGACUGGUCCGAAGGGAAGUGGCAUCCGAAGUCAUACAGGGCACUGGAUGUGACAUAUGAGCUGAUGAGAAAUAUCACAUCCAUUUCAGACAGUGUGCACGUUACGAGUGAAGAAAGGAAGCAAGUCCAGAUUACACCGUGUCUGUGGAAUGGGAAUCCACGUCCGUGCUAUUUGUUUGCACGGAAAUUUUUGCCUGAAACCCUUGACAACUUAAUCCAACUCUUCCCCAAUUAUACGUCAAUUUGAGUGAGAGAGGACUUAAAUACUGAUUCUUUGUGGAUUAGAGCGCAUCACACCCUUUGUCUCCGCCUCAGUUUUAACUUUCUGCUCCGGGGUAAAGAAGCAUUGGCUUCUUUCAGAUAGCAUGCAAAGGUAAAGGUGGCAGAAAGUGGUGGGAAGGUCAUCGGAAAGUAGCUGAAGGUGAAGACAUGGGCAGUGUUGGGGACACAACUCUUUGAUGUUGUUUAAUUCUUCCCUCAAUUUAGGAUAUAUGAUUACAUUGAAAACAGUGGGGACUCUCUAAAGCUGACCUUUUGUACAAGUAGGAUUAUCAAGUUGAAAAUAUGGCAUUCGCAGUGGCAGAUACAGAUACAGAUACUCUCUCUCUCUCAUAAUUGUUUUAGGGAGUAUUAAAAUUGUCAGGUUUCUUCCUCUCCUACGUAGGAUGAAUACACCAACUUAUUACACA